AUGAAUUCAAUUCCUCAAGGAGUGGAGAGAUUAACCGGUCUUUGGAUUUUGAGCGGUUUAAUUGUGGGAAGAGGAUCGGGGAAGUUGGGAUAUUUGAGAAAACUAAACCAACUUGGAGGAUCUCUAGAACUUUUUCUAGGAGACUUGACUGAGUUAGAAGACUUGGUUGACGCUGAGAAUGCAGAAUUGAAAAAUAAGAAAUACAUUCAAGUGUUGAGCUUCUUUUUUGCUGGGGAGGUGAUGGUGGACAUAAUGGAGGCUCUUCAACCACCUCCAAACCUGCAUCAUUUAGGAAUGUGUGGAUACGAGGGCACCCAAUUGCCAGUAUGGAUCACCACGUCCCUUAACUAUUUAAGGGUGCUUAAUUUAUCACUGUUUGAGAACUACUCAUCUUUGCCCCCGUUGGGAAAACUGCCGAUGCUUGAGGAGCUUAAGAUAUUAUGGAUGCAUAGCAUGAAAUACGUGGGCAAUGAAUUCUUGGGAAUAAUGGAACCGAAUGCGGGACCUGCAUUCCCCAAGUUGAGGAAAUUGCGUUUUAGUGGUUGUUCCAACUGGGAAGAGUGGGAGGAUAUAACUGGGGAUGAAAAAGACCAUCUCUUAAUAAUGCCAUGUCUCAGGGAGUUAGAAAUCGUUUAUUGCAACAAGUUAAAGGCAUUGCCACAUUGCCUCCUCCGUAUGGCAUCGUCUCUGGAGUAUUUGACUGUCAAGUCCUCCUUAGGUCUAGCUUCGCUUUACGGGGACAGGACUGGAGACGAAUGGGACAAGAUAUCUCACAUUCCCCACAUUAAGGUAGAGAAUUGUAGCGGAGAUGCUUUUGGCGGAAAUGCUUCGCAAAUAGCGAAGAUGCUUUUGGCGGAUCUUUGUGUUGAAAAACUAUUUCGUAGGAGUUGUAGUUAUUGA
This is a messenger RNA of Fraxinus pennsylvanica, 900 nucleotides long. The record is from the annotation of a GenBank genome assembly. NCBI's taxonomy places the organism in Eukaryota, Viridiplantae, Streptophyta, Magnoliopsida, Lamiales, Oleaceae.